UUUUUAAUUGGACGGAUACGGAUACGCGAUAUUUUUCUCAGACCCACUCGAGUGUAGUGCUUUUCGCUAUUUUGUUACUUGAGUUUAUCUUUGAUUCUAACAUCGUCAUUGGAUCUGAACAGGAAAUGUCCCACCACAGCGAUGACCAGCUCCUGCAGGCUGGAAGCGAGUCCUUCUGGGAGCCCGGAAACUAUAAACGCGCCACAAAGCGAAUCGAAGAUGGAUACAAACUCUGCAAUGACCUACAGCAACUGGUGCAGGAGCGGGCCGACAUCGAGAAGGGAUACGCGAAAAGCUUGCGGGCCUGGUCCAAGAAAUGGGCUGAACUCAUUGAGAAAGGACCGGAGUACGGCACCACUGAGGCGGCCUGGAAGGGCGUGCUGACGGAAUCGGAGCGCAUCUGCGACGUCCAUAUGAAGAUCAAGGACAACCUCUGCAACGAUGUCAAUACCCAGAUCAAAACCUGGCAGAAGGAGAACUACCACCACACGCUAAUGCAGAUCAAGGAGCGCAAAGACCUGGAGGAUCUGUUCAAGAAGGCCCAGAAGCCCUGGGCCAAGCUCCUGGCCAAGGUGGAGAAGGCCAAGGCGGACUACCACUCGGCCUGCAAGACGGAGCGCAGUGCCACCAACCAGGAGCGUAAUGCUAAUGCCGACAGCUCACUAUCGCAGGAUCAGGUAAAGAAAAUGCACGAUCGAGUGCAGAAAACCAAAGAUCAAGUGCAAAAGUGUCGGGAGAAGUACGAGCAAGCCAUUGCCGAAAUCACCAAAUACAAUUCUGUAUACAUCGAGGACAUGACAUCUGUGUUCGACAAGUGCCAAACUUUAGAAAAGACGCGGAUGGAGUUCUUCAAAGAGAUCCUGUUCAAUGUGCACGCCUGUCUGGACCUAACCAAAGUGCAAAGCCUGCCCCAAAUCUACGAAGAAUUCUACCACACCAUCAACAAUGCGGACCAGCAAAAAGACCUCAAGUUUUGGUCGAAUAAAUAUGGUAUUAACAUGGCUAUGAACUGGCCGGCAUUUGUGGAAUAUACGGAGGAGUUCCGUGACAUUGCCAAGGGCAACAAAUCAAAAGAAGCACUGCCGGCAGCACCCAUCACGCUCAUCAAUCAGCGACCUGUGGCUGAGGAUGUGCACCAGGAAUACCCCCCAACCAAUAGCCUGAAGAAGAACACCGCCAGCACCGUGGGCAGUGCCAGCAGCAGAGCUAGCAUGAAGAGCGAAAUAUCGGCCACCCAGUCUUCAAGCACCACAUCCGAAGCCAAAGCGUCGGCGGUAGCAGCUACAACUGCGACGACGGCAGCAGCAGCAGCAGCAACGGUGGCGGCUUCGAAUCGGAAUUCGAGCGUAACCAAUGGCAACGGCAAAGUAGAUACAAAUCCGUUCGAGGAGGAGGAGGAGUGGGAUGAGGCCGACAACGUGCUGGUGGACAACGGUGAGCCGGGCGUGCCGGUCAAAGCGCUCUACGAUUACGAGGGCGCUGAGAGUGAUGAGCUCACAUUCAAACAAGGUGAUGUUUUCGAGAAGCUUGAAGAUGAAGACGAACAAGGCUGGUGCAAGGGACGUAUGAAUGGGCGCGUCGGCUUGUAUCCGGCGAAUUAUGUAGAAAACAUCAACGCGUAAGGCGGACUGGCGGACUGGCGGGCACUAUAGGAAGUCGUUAAGCAAAUAUAUAUAUAUACAUAAAAGCAUAUACGUAUAUGUAUUUACAUAUAUAUAGAUUAACAGCGAAGUUAGGAACAGGAACGCAUCGCGGAUUGCGUUUAAAGUAAAAACAGUCGUUGAUGAAAUUAUUACCAUACAUAUGUAUUAGAAUUGUUAUAUGAGCAAUCGCCGAUCUAUGCGUUAUUCGUUAAUCGAAUAGCGCGGCAUCCAAGGUAUUAUGCAUUGGAUCUUAUAAGCAAUGGAUAUAUACCGAUCAACCAACCAACCUACCAAUCAACUCACCAACAGUAGCAAUACGGACCCCAUCGGACCGGUAUAGAAUAUGCAGACAUGCCUACAUACAGAAUAUGUAACAGAAAACUUAGUUAAAAGUCGUAAGAACAGAACAAUAAGUGUAAACGUGAAAGGACAUUACAAAUUGAAUGUACUAUGUAAUUUAUGCUAUGUAUAACAAACUAAAACUAAAACCGAAAUUGUGUACUUUUUGUCAA
Messenger RNA from Drosophila bipectinata, 2155 nucleotides. Lineage: Eukaryota; Metazoa; Arthropoda; Insecta; Diptera; Drosophilidae. The record is from RefSeq and is a predicted model, not a curated record.